Molecule: messenger RNA, 1927 nt
Organism: Papaver somniferum (opium poppy)
Lineage: Eukaryota; Viridiplantae; Streptophyta; Magnoliopsida; Ranunculales; Papaveraceae
Exons: 1
Coding region: 11-1822 (603 amino acids)
Molecular function (GO): protein binding
Source: RefSeq, a predicted model, not a curated record
AAAAAAAACAAUGGAAGAAGAAUUUUCAUACUUGAUAGUAUUAGCAGAUAGAAUUCGAGACGCAGUAAAAGAAACGGAAUCAUUCAAGCUUGAAUGUUUACAAGUAAGUAAACAAGUUAAUCAUUUAUCUCUAAUGUUUCGUUCCGUCAUUCGAUUAUCAACAAACACUGCUAUUACUACUAAUACUAAUCAGUCCUCAUUUUACGAGCGUCCAGUUCGUCGUAUAAUCUCAGAAGUGACAAAAACUUUAGAGAAAACAUUGACACUGGUACAAAAGUGCCGUCAAGGAAAUUGUUUCUUUCACUGUCUGACGAUUACGAUAACAUCAGCGGCUGAUUUCCGUAAAAUAUUUAUUCUUUUGGAUACUUCGAUUGGUGAUUUAGAAUGGGUAUUAAGUGUAUAUGAUGUCAAUUCACUUGAUUCCAAUGGUAUUGUUCUUUCAUUACCUCCUAUUGCCUGUAACGAUCCGAUUUUAUCAUGGGUGUGGUCUUUCAUUGCUGUUUUGCAUAUGCCUUCAUUAUCUCAUCGUAUCGAAGCCGCCAAUGAACUUUCUUCUCUAUCUAAGGAUAAUCACCGGAACAAGAAGAUUAUUGUCGAAGAAGGAGGCAUACCUCCAUUACUUAGAAUGUUAAAACAAGGGUCUUCGUCGCCUGAAUCCCAGAUUGCUGUAUCUAAUGCUUUAUCUAAUUUAGCUACGGAUCGACGGAGGAUUAGAACGAUUCUAUCUGAACAUGGUGCACCUAUAAUUGUUCAAGUGCUUACGGAGUCUACAAUGAGUGUUCAGAUUAGUGUUGCUAAUUUGGUUUCGAAAAUGGCGAAAAAUGAUCCUUCUGCUCAGGAGGAAUUCGCUAGAGAAAAUAUUAUCAGACCGCUUGUUUCUGUGCUUUCUUUUGAUACUUUUCUGGAGGAACCCAAGCCUCAACCUCAGAGGCCUACUAGUUUCCAUUCUCUGGUAAGGAUUAAUAAGGAUUUGCAAGGAGGAGGGAAAUCCAAUGUGGGCAUUGGUCGUAGCGGGACGCAUAAUAAUAAUAAAUAUGAAAAGGAAAAUGAAAGUCCUGAUGUGAAGCUCAAGCUGAAGAUUAAAUGUUCUGAAGCAUUAUGGAUGUUGUCAAGAGAGAGUAUAUCAAACAGCAGGAGAAUUACGAAGACGAAAGGACUGCUUUGUUUGGCAAAGAUCAUUCAGAAAGAAAGAGAUGAACUGCAAAUGAAUUGCUUAAUGACAGUUAUGGAGAUCACUGCUGCUGCAGAAGCAAACGCAGACCUAAGGCGAGCAGCCUUCAAGACAAAUUCCCCAGCUUCAAAGGCAGUUACGGAACAACUUCUGACAUUAGUUCAUCAGGAAAAUAGUCCGUCAUUGCAAAUUCCUGCUAUAAAAUCAAUUGGAUCGUUGGCGCGAACCUUCCACGCUAGAGAGACCCGAGUUAUAAAACCCGUUGUGCUUCAGCUGUGUAACAAGAACCUGGAUGUUGCAACAGAAGCUGCAAUUGCCUUGGGAAAAUUUGCUUGCCCGGAGAAUUUCCUCUGUGCAGAGCAUUCUAAGACAAUCAUCGAGUAUGGUGGUGUCACGCCUUUGCUGAGACUAUUGAGGCCUGGCCACGAUCGAGCGCAGAUACAUGGCUUAAUUCUGUUGUGUUACUUGGCACUGAAUGCAGACAGCGGUGAGGGUCUUGAGAGAGCACGGUCAGCGCUAGAAGGCGCAGCUGGCUCCUCUGUACUGAUGCAAAACUACCCAUCUCUGAGAGAUUUGAUUCCAGACGCCAUUUCCCACCUUGCGGUGUAUGAGAGUGGAGUUUAUACUCUCAUGCAAUCUUAUACCAUUUGAAUUUUCUUGUCUGGGCAAGUUAUGAAUGUAGAACCGUAGAUAAAUUUGUAAUGGAGAAAUUUAGUUGGUUUGCAAAAAGCAUAAUAAGCUUAUUUUCUCCGGCAA